Messenger RNA from Musca domestica (house fly), 1369 nucleotides. RefSeq names its product acyl-CoA Delta-9 desaturase. Gene Ontology annotation, biological process: unsaturated fatty acid biosynthetic process. The transcript has 5 exons. Gene Ontology annotation, molecular function: iron ion binding; stearoyl-CoA 9-desaturase activity. Lineage: Eukaryota; Metazoa; Arthropoda; Insecta; Diptera; Muscidae. Gene Ontology annotation, cellular component: endoplasmic reticulum membrane. The record is from RefSeq and is a predicted model, not a curated record. The coding region runs from base 176 to 1183 and encodes 335 amino acids.
GGGUACUUUCAGUAUAUAUAUUUUUAUAGAUCUUAGUUGUAAACGGAAGCGUGUGUUAACCAGACGAGGAUUGUAGCUCGUUCGGAAAGUGAAUUUGUAGCAAAGGAUUAUUGGGUAUAUUUUUUUGUAUAAAAGAGAAUCCUGUUAAAAACGUUCUAGAAACCAAUAAAACAAAAUGGAGACCCAACAAUCCACAACUGCAACCGUUCCAGAAACAGAGACCAAAGCAUUUAAACGUGAAGCUAGUUGGCCUUCGGUGUUAUUUUUCAUACAUUUACACAUUUUGGGUCUCUACGGCAUAUUUGUUACGCUAACCAGUGCCUCAUGGCUGACAAUUGUAUUCACUUUGACAUUAACAGUAUUGGGUAUUUUGGGUGCAACAGCUGGUGCCCACAGACUGUGGGCUCAUGGCACCUAUAAGGCAACAAAUGGAUUGAAAAUUUUCCUUAUGUUGUGUCAAACCAUUGCCGGUCAGGGCUCCAUCUACAAUUGGGUGCGUGCGCAUCGUUUACACCAUCAAUAUUUCCGUAAACCUGAGGACCCAUUCUAUAGCAACAAAAACUUUAUGUCAGCCCAUGUCUAUACCCAAUUGCUGAGUUACAGCAGUGAACAAGAGGAGCUGUUAUCUAAAGUCGAUAUGAAGGAUUUGGAGGAGGACAAGAUUGUUAUGUUCCAAAAGAGAUUUUAUUGGGUUCUCUUCAUCGUACUGCACGUUCUUCUGCCCGUCAACUCGCCACUGGAAUAUUGGGGUGAUUCGCUGACUGCCUCAAUUGUUGUGGCCUUUUCGUUGCGCUACAUGAUCGUCCUGAAUGUCUGUUGGUUAAUUAACUCGGCUCAUUUCGUAUGGGGAUUGGAUAAAAGUUUCAAGCCAUCCGAUUCGAACAGUGUCUUCUUCAUUACCAAAAGCUAUUGGCCCCAAUAUCAUUACAUGUUGCCGAACGAUUAUCAAAGUGGUGAAUUUGGUGAUUAUGCCAGUGGUUUCACCACGGCCAUGAUCCGUGUAUUUGCCGCACUGGAUGCGGCCAGUGAUUUGAAGACAAUCAGUUCGACGGCGGUGCGUAAUGGUCUGACCGAAGCGGUGGAAAGUGGACGUCCCAUUGUCGAUUGCAUUAACGAACACGCAGAAAAGGAACAGGCCGAAUUGCCGAAAAAUCAUUUUUUGAAUCGCAAUAAUUUCAUGUGAAGAAGUAGGGGAAUAUUUUAUAGUUCAAAAAUCUUUUAUGAACUGAUUGAAAUGAAAAUAAUAAUUAAAAAUUUAUACAUUUUUAUAACUUCUUCAUCAAAUUUGUAUAGAAUGCUAUUCGAGCAAAACUGAAUGUUUAGGAUUAUUUUUAUCAAUUCAAUAAUAAAUUCUUGUAGAAAAUCAAAG